AUGGGUAAGUCCCGGGCAUCGGCGCCGGCAGGCGGUUCUGGGGCGAGAUCUGGCGGCUCGUGGAGACGCCGUCCUCGAACUCCGGUGUCGUCUUCCUCGUUGGCUGGCAGCGACUCGACGUGGGCGGAUAUCUUCAUCUCCUCCGGCGACGAGGAGGACCAGCAACCGCGGCCGCCGCCGUCCACAUUGCAUCCUCCUCCUCCUUCCUCCUCCUCUCCUCGCCGCACCCGCUACACAUCUCCGACGAUGGGUAAGUCUUGGGCAUCGGCGCCGGCCGGCGGUUCUGGGGCGGGAUCUGGCAGCUCGUGGAGACGCCGCCCUCGUACUCCAGGGUCGUCUUCCUCGUUGGCUGGCGGUGACUCGACGUGGGCGGAUAUCUUCAUCUCCUCCGGCGACGAGGAGGACCAGCAGCCGCGACCGCCACAGUCCGUGCCAGCGGUGCCGGGCCAGGUCUACGCCGGCAUCAACGCGGAGUUCGAGGAGCUAAUGCUCCGUCACUCCUUCGUCCACACCAACGGCCCAACUCUACCACCGGGGGUGCUCCUCCCCGUGAAGCGGAACCCGGCAUCCCCUCCACGCUCUCCGCCGCCAGCGCAGCAGCGGCGUCCAAAUCGGACGCCCCGUCAAGGAAGAGUGGCUCUCACCGCCGUCCCGACGCACCAUGAAAGAAGAGUGGCACUCGCCGCCGACCGGCGCGCCCUGAAGGUGGACCGUCGCUCGCCGUCACCUCGCCGCGUCGUCAAGGAGGAGCGCCGAUCGUCGCCAUCUCCCCCUGCCCAAUGCGCGCGGGCGCAUUCUGCACUACCUCCGCGGCGGCUCCUCCUCCACGUCAUCAUCCCGGAGCACCAUGACUGCGCAGGAUUCGUGGACUCCGACGUCCCGCCGCCACACAUAGCGGUGGACCCAGACCUGGCGUAUGCCUGGGCCCUGGACCGCUCCGUGACGACGUCGGAGACGGCUAAGCGCCGCCUCCGCCGCCUCAACUGGGAGAUGGCCAGGUACGGCGAGGAUUGGUCCCCCGCCGAGAUCGCCGCUGCCGUCAAAGACGACGCCUCCAAUGAUCGCCGCCCUCUCCCCCAGUCCACGUCCUCGGUGGCCACGGCCGCACUGCGCACGGGCAGGAGGAGGUGGAGAGGAUCAUCCACGAGCGCUAGGCGGCCACCGGAAAGCCAUGUCGCGACGCCACCACCUUCCGCCGUGCCAAGCCCAACGACUCCGACUCCGACGGCGGGUCGGGUGACGAUGAUGGAGGAGGAGCAGCCGGCCAGCCCGACAUUGGCUACGAGGUCAUCGUGA
Messenger RNA from Aegilops tauschii subsp. strangulata, 1296 nucleotides. NCBI's taxonomy places the organism in Eukaryota, Viridiplantae, Streptophyta, Magnoliopsida, Poales, Poaceae. The record is from RefSeq and is a predicted model, not a curated record.